Aspergillus saccharolyticus JOP 1030-1 is the source of this 2232-nucleotide messenger RNA. RefSeq lists its product as uncharacterized. Lineage: Eukaryota; Fungi; Ascomycota; Eurotiomycetes; Eurotiales; Aspergillaceae. Bases 1 to 2232 code for a protein of 743 amino acids. The record is from RefSeq and is a predicted model, not a curated record. The transcript has 3 exons.
AUGGGAAUUGUUGUCAGUGAAGAAGGCAACAUAGGCGGGCUCACCGAACAACAGAAGAUGGAAAUUAUCGCGGCCGAGAAUGACUAUGGCCUGGUCAUUGCUACUCUAGACCAAAUUUCUGUCUUUCUCGGCUCGUGGUGGACCUCAUCCCUGAUGGGUCGCAUAUUGACCUUCAAAAGUUACACGCAAAUCCCACUACUCAGUAUUAUGCAUCUAGAGCGCACAAGACAUGGGAUAAUGGGUUUCUACUUUGCCGGUAUUCCAGCUUGGGCAGUCUCAACAUGCUUAUCCUUUCUUCGACAUCAUCCCUUGGACCGCUUGAUUGCGGCUUGCCAAGAUUUAUUUCCAAAUGAUAAUGUGUUGUCGAGGCUCAUCCGAGCCUCCCUGAACAUGAUACGCUCAGCAACCCGAGGAAGUCUACUUAUCCUGGCGAUACAAACUUACAUGUAUUCCCUGUUGCAGUCGCUUCAUCUCGUUCAUCCUUACUCUUUACAUGGGCUGAGGGCCAUUCUACCCUUCGGAGAACAUGCUUUGAUGCAGCUUCCCAUGCUACCAAAAGGCUACUCGUGGCGAUCUUUCGCUGGGCUUCUAGCCAGUGUUUUGAGGACACCGUCGCUUCUCGUUUACCUAUACGUGUAUCUACGCCCAGUUGUAGAGAUCAGACUCUAUCGCUUGAUUCGACGAAGACUUCCGAAGCCCACCUAUGCAGACGAGCUCUCGGUGAAAGUGGCAUGCGAUAAUGACCUUGUUGACUGGAUGAUGCCAGCACUUGGCCGUCGAGCUGAUGAAGAAAACCGUCGCAGCAGCCUUUCUUUCAUGGAAGACUUAGCUUACGAAGUCAAUUUUUUCCGGUCCUGGAUUCUCUCUUGGUUUGGCUUCAGGACACAACAUACAGAAUCAUACUUAGAGCAGGCGCGAGAAGCGCACCGUCGCUUAUCGCAAAUAGAAGCAAGAUCAUCACGCGCACAGCAAUCACGGGCCGAGCGGCAAACACGCGUUUCUCCACAGAACGAGCCUGGAUUAGACACUGGGCGGGCUCAGCGGCCCAGCGCUCCUCGAGCUUCCACUACUGGCGGCACUUCAAAUUCGGGGGCCAUCUUCAGCGAGAGUCAAGUACUUCCCAAUGAAGAGAAUAGAAUGUCUCAAUCCCCGACAGAGAUGAGCAGUGGUGACUAUGCGGACAUGGCGCCAUUGCGACGGGCGAUGGCCCUACCCUCAGAGGAGGACCAGAGUGAGAGAGCUAUACCGGGAAUCGAAGAGGCAGCCGACACCCAGAUAAUUUCGCGGCCGACUACGAGUCUCUCACACCACUCCUCGCCCGCUACCUCAUCUUCAGCUUCGCCCCUGGUCCGUGCGUCGCUAAUACACCAGAACUCCGAUAUUAUCACCAUGCAGUUGGAGGUUCUAGGAAGCCCUCAUGCGCAGAACCUUGGUUCCGGGGAGCCAGCAGCAAGCAGCGAAUUUGGCCAGCCACACACAGAUGGGGAGCCGGUCAAUAAUCAGGCAAUGCCAAAUCUGCUUGAUGACUUACUGGCCAAUCAAGGCAUGAAUAUAGCCACAGUGGUCAACUCAGAUGCUCUGGACAGUGAUGAACUCUCUAACAUGACUCAGGGUAUAUCUUCAGAAUCUGCAGAUAUAGCACCACUGUCUGCGACGCAAAAUUCUCAAAUACAAGCUCUGAGAGCAGGCUCGCGCUCUGUCGGGAUCCCUGCACCUAAUCAUCAAACUGCAUCACCAGAUAGCACAGGGACGCUGAAUCAAAUCGCUGCGCAUCAGCAGCUAUCUGAACCAACUCCAAGGACUACCAACAAUGUCAGCUCUGGAACACCUCAGCAUACUUCCAAUGAGAGGGCAUCGCAAAUUCCAACAGAUGACCCUAGCCCUAUCGCCCACCGAGUCACAAUUCUUUCGUCCCUUCCCAUCGAUUCUCUAGCCUCUCAUCUAGCUUCUAUCAUCACGACCUUGAUGUUCAUUCCCCUCGAAUCAAUAUAUCUUCGAUCGCUUGCAUCUUCAUAUUUAGCGAACACUGGCGCUCCCGCUGCUCAGCGAUCAGAUGUUUACAGCAUGGGAUUCUGGGCCGGAGAUGGCUCUCAAUCCAGUACGCUUAUGUAUUUCGGUAAAGUCGCCUUGAUGAUGGGGGUGCAGACAGCCGUGAAUGCGAGUGCGUGGGGCAUUAUCUCUGGUGCUGCAAUCAGAAUUGGAAGGAGAUUUUGUGGCUGGGGAUCUUUAUGA